This is a messenger RNA of Malus domestica (apple), 1608 nucleotides long. The record is from RefSeq and is a predicted model, not a curated record. Lineage: Eukaryota; Viridiplantae; Streptophyta; Magnoliopsida; Rosales; Rosaceae.
AUGAAAAAGUUGUUUAUCACUGUGGAUGUUGCAUUUCAUGAUAAUGAUAUGUACUAUGCCAAUCUCGAGUCUUCACUUCAGGGGGAGAAUCAGACAGAAGUUCAAACUCUUGAUUAUAGUAUUCCAGAUACAGUUAUUGUGAAUGAUUUGGAUUCAAGUGGGGAUGUUUUGGAAACAAGUGAGACAAAUGGUGAUCAUUCACAUGAAAAUAAUGUGAAUGAGUUGGAAUUAAGUGGCAAUUCAUUGGAGACAAGUGGUGAUCAUUCACAUGAAAAUAAUGUUGAAAACCUUGAAAGAGACGAGCUUACGUCAUCGAACAGCUCACUGCCAACUUUCGCACCACCAACUUCCUCGCUGCCCUCACAGUUGGCCUCACCAUCUUUGAGCCCCAAUAACCAUAAUCAAUCGCCUUCAAUUUCAGAUGCACCACCACCAUGUCAUCUCCCUAACCGAGGUUCGGUUAAUGAUAGGCGCUCAACGUCAAGUUACUUUACAUUUGUUGAGGGUAACUUGGUUACAUGGAGGAGUAAGAAGCUGAAUGUGGUUGCCCGUUCCAGUACAAAAGCCGAAUACAGAGGAAUGGAUUUGGGGAUUAAAAAUGAUCAGCCUAUGAAAUUAUUUUGUUAUAAUAAAGUCGUCCAUGACAUUGCACAUAAUCCGAUUCCAACUAAUAUAUCUCACUGUAAAGAACUGAGAGUGCUCGACCUUUACUCCAAUACGCUUAUUGGGCAACUCAGUUCAUUGUUGGAUAUAAAUAUUCUAUGGUUUGAUACAAACAAUCUUAUUGGAACUAUCCCAAGUUGGAUAGGAAACUUUUCUUCUUUGUAUGGUCUUUAUAUUGGUGGAAACAACUUUCAAGGAAGUAUACCCAAUGAGCUCGGGCGUCUUACAGGCUUGCAAGCAUUCUCAGUUGCAGCAAACAAUCUGUCUGGCAUGGUCCCUCCUUCAAUCUAUAAUAUUUCUUCCAUAACCAUUUUCGGUGUCAGAAAUAUUCCUGCAUCGUUCUCAAAUGCUUCUAGACUUAGUAUUCUUGAUUUGCCUGAAAAUUGUCUCAAUGGAACAAUCCCUGCCGAAAGUCUUGGAAGCUUACAAAGCUUAGUCAGACUAAACUUGGGUGCCAAUAGACUCGAAACUAGUAACACUGGCGAUCUGAAUUUUAUCAGCUUCUUAGCUAAUUGUACUAGUCUGGAGGUGUUAGCUUUUUACCCAGCUUAUGACAAACAAUUUUCCGAGUCAUUUCCAUCCUCCCUUGGUAACUUGACUUUAUUGACAAAGCUCUUCGUGAACAAUAUUAGUUUUAAGGGAAAUAUGCCUCCAAGUAUAGGAAACCUCCAACACCUACUGAUGCUUGACCUUUCUAGUAACAAUCUAACAGGGACCAUACCUGAAGAGCUUAUUGGACUUUCGUCCCUCUCAAUUUAUUUGCGCAUAUCUAACAAUCAUUUGUCUGGUCUGCUACCAUCGAAAGUGGGUAAUUUGAUUGAAGGAACACUUAUUCAGUUUCUUCAAAGUUUGAGAAGUUUGGAAGGAAUGGAUCUUUCGAGCAAUAACUUUUCUGGGCAAAUUCCUGAAUUUAUAGGAAAGUUUCUCAAUUCUUGGAAAUCCUAA